AUGACGGACGCGAGGCCGCCGGUGCCCCCGUUCACGCUCGCCACGGCGACGGCCAAGGUGCGCGCGGCGGAGGAUGCGUGGAACACGCGCGAUCCGAAGCGCGUGUCGCUGGCCUACUCGGUGGACACCAAGUGGCGCAACCGGUCGGAGUUUCUGAGCGGGCGCGCGGAGGUCGUAGAGUUUCUCACGCGCAAGUGGGCGAAGGAGAACGGGUACAGGCUCGUCAAGGAGCUGUUCGCCUUCGAGGGGAACCGCAUCGCCGUCAGGUUUGCAUAUGAGUGGCGGCAUGCGGACGGCCAGUGGUUCAGGGCAUAUGGCAAUGAGAACUGGGUCUUCGAUGAGGACGGCCGUAUGAAGGAGAGGUAUGCUAGCAUCAAUGAUGUCCCGAUUCCGGAGGCGGAGAGAAAGCUCACGUGGGAACAGGGCGCCAGGCCGCACGACUUCCCGGGCUUGUCACAGCUUGGCUUGUAAGCUUUUUUUUUUUGUUGGAACGCGGAUCGAGGGUGCUCGUGUCGUAGCGAAGACCAACCUUCACAGUUGCGAUUGGCACGUGUGAACGUCGCAAUAAACUACGCCCCACUCCUGCCGCAUGUCUGUUUACACACAUCAUUCAAGUGUGUGGGAGAACAACA
Messenger RNA from Chondrus crispus (carragheen), 632 nucleotides. RefSeq lists its product as hypothetical. Lineage: Eukaryota; Rhodophyta; Florideophyceae; Gigartinales; Gigartinaceae. The record is from RefSeq and is a predicted model, not a curated record. The transcript has 2 exons. The coding region runs from base 1 to 471 and encodes 156 amino acids.